AUGAAAUUACCAUCUAGUAUUCUUAGUUGCAAGACCCUUAAGGUUCUUAAGUUGAAAGGAAUAAUAGUGAAUGGUUUUUCUCAUCAAGUGGAUUUUCCUGUUCUUAAAAUUCUUCAUUUAAAGAGAAUGAUUUUCGAACGGCAUGAAUUGCUUGUUAAACUUCUCUCUGGUUGUCAAAUACUUGAGGAAUUGGAAACCAAAUAUUUAGGUUUUCGUAAUGGUUUGGGUGUUCCAGCGAAAGAGUUUGAUGGCUUGUUACCUAGUUUAGUCCGAGCAAAGAUUUAUUGUCAUGAUUCUAUUAUUCCUCUUCAUUUGGUUUGCAAUGUGGAGACUCUACAUAUGGAACAGGCACAAUUGAAAUGUUGCAGUAAACUUCCAAUGUUUCAUAAUCUGACACAUGUGAAACUUAAAUUUUUCUUUAAUAUGUGGGGUUGGUUGCAACAAAUGCUUGAACAAUACCACAAACUUCAAAGUUUAAUCAUACAGGGUUGUGAAUAUCAAGACGAAAGUUGGAACAACCAAAGUUGGAACGAUCCACCAAUCGUUCCAAAGUGUCUUUCAUUGCACCUGAGAACAUGUUGUCUUGCAGAUUGUAAAGGCACCGAAUCUGAGCUCCAAUUUGCAAAGUAUAUUUUACAAAAUUCGAAAAUACUAAAGACUAUGAAAAUUAAGUAUGAUUGUUGUGCAGAUAUAAAAGCAAAACACCAAAUGACAGCGGAAUUAUCUUCAUUCGCAAAGGACUCUACUAUGUGCGAAGUUGUUUUUGAAAACUUGAUAACUAAUUCUAUUACAGACUAA
Molecule: messenger RNA, 798 nt
Organism: Lathyrus oleraceus (garden pea)
Lineage: Eukaryota; Viridiplantae; Streptophyta; Magnoliopsida; Fabales; Fabaceae
Product: FBD-associated F-box protein At5g56370-like
Exons: 2
Coding region: 1-798 (265 amino acids)
Source: RefSeq, a predicted model, not a curated record